Seriola aureovittata is the source of this 2516-nucleotide messenger RNA. RefSeq names its product apolipoprotein A-IV-like. Gene Ontology annotation, biological process: cholesterol homeostasis; lipoprotein metabolic process; very-low-density lipoprotein particle remodeling. NCBI's taxonomy places the organism in Eukaryota, Metazoa, Chordata, Actinopteri, Carangiformes, Carangidae. Gene Ontology annotation, molecular function: cholesterol binding; phosphatidylcholine-sterol O-acyltransferase activator activity; phospholipid binding. The record is from RefSeq and is a predicted model, not a curated record. Gene Ontology annotation, cellular component: extracellular region; high-density lipoprotein particle; blood microparticle. The coding region runs from base 1382 to 2146 and encodes 254 amino acids. The transcript is spliced from 4 exons.
UACUGAUCACAUUAAUAAACUGUUGAACAAUCACACAAACAUUAUCAUCUAUAAAACAUCUGAAUAAAAGCAGAAGAAUCCCAGAGUUGAUUUAAUGAGACGUGAACGUUGUUUUCUCAUGUGUGACAGAAACUCAGAGUAAGAUCAUGUGAUUAUUAAUAUUUCACUCUGUUACCAAUUAAAACUGGUUUACUCUGUAGUUUUACUUCAGCGUUGUCGGUCUUGCUGUCGGGGGUUCGUAGGUCAGCGAGGUGUGAGCAGGACUUUGGUCCAGUUGUUCCUCCGACCUGCAGAUGAUCAAGGUUUGUUUCCUCCUCAGGCUGAUAACAAACAGUGAUUAACAGGGAGCUGGAGAGAGACGUCUCACUCUGAUUAAAAUACCAUAUAAUAUCAGUGUUACAGCUGUAGGUGAAGUGUUGUGACUCAGUGGUGACGGUGCUCUGUGGUCACUCAGAGGUCACCAGAGGUCACUCAGAGGUCACCAGAGGUCAGGUGGGAAACACACAUUAACAUUAUAUCCCUCAAAGAAACAAGAAGACAGACUUAAAGAAUAGAGACAAAAACUGAUUCUGCUGUUUUCAUUCACCGACUGACCUGCUUUGUUUUGUGGUCAUGUGAUUUACUGUGUGUUUACAUCACAGCUCCCAGAGUCCGACUGUACAUGUGAAAACCGUUUGUGGCUCUGGAGGAAACUGUGUCUGUUAAACGUGAACAGAGAGAGCUGAGUGUAACUGACCCCUGUAGCUCAAUCUAUGUUCAAACUGUUGGCGGUUGAGUUGCAUUGUGGGUAAGAAGGACAAAGAAUGUGUGCAAUAAAAGAUAAAAGUGUGCAACGCGAGCAGUGAAUCAGGAGACAAACUGAAAGUCUCAGAGGACGAGUCUCGUUCACUUCGUCCGAUUCUUCCAGAAACUUUCACUGAAGAGUCAAAAACAUGUGAAAGAAGAAACUUUUCCUAACAAAAGGAUUUAUAACGUUCACUUUUAUAAUUAUACCAACAGGUGCUAAUAUGAGCGCUCCAUAACCACACAAAAAUAAAUGAAAUGAAUAAUUAAUAUCACAAACAUUAAUGAACAAUAACACCAAAGUAUAAACUCUGAAAUCAUCGGUUUGACUCUCAGCUGCUGAACUUCUGUUUAUAAACGGAAAUGACUGAAUCACUUGACGUGUCAGAGGAAAGUUUGAACUGAAGACGAGCGAGCGAUGACAGCGACGCCGUGACGUGUAGCGACAGCAGUGACAGGACUCGUCCAGCGAGGCAGCGACAGACGGACUUUACUCUUCAACACCACUAUAAAACCUGCGAGCGUCCGGCAGCUCGUCACAGGCCUCAGACACAGAGAGAAGAGACGAGCUCUGAAGCAGUUAAGUUCCAGUUCAGUCAUGAAGGUUCUUGUGGUUCUCGCACUUUUCUCUGUUUGCAAUGCCAACAUCCUGUGGCAGGAGCCGCCCAGGAGCAAGCUGCAGGUGGUGGAAGAGGCUUUCUGGGACUAUGUUGCUAAAGCGACGCUGACGGCUGGAGACACAGUGAAGCAGAUCAGAGCGUCGGAGCUGGGACAGGAAGUCAGCGCAAAGAUCUCUCAGAGCGCCGACGCCGUGAACCAGUACGUGGUCGCUGUGCGGACUCAGGUGGCUCCUCUCACCCAGGACUUCAUGACCCAGCUUACCCAGGAGUCCGAGCGGCUGAAGGCCCGUCUGGAGAAAGAUCUGACCGCCGUGAGCGCCGGCCUGAAGCCCUACGCCGAGGAGCUGGUGUCGGACCUCCAGAAGCAGGUGGAGGAGCUGAGGAGGGAGGCGACCCCCUACGCUGAGGCCAUGGACCCAGAGGCCCUGAAGGCCGUGCUGCUGCAGAAGAGCCAGGAGCUGAAGGGGCAGCUGGACGUGAGCGUGCAGCAGCUGCAGGUCCAGAUGCUUCCCUACACCCAGGAGAUGAAGCAGAAGAUGGAGCAGAGUCUGGAGGAGUUUCAGACCAGCAUGAUCCCCCUGACCCAGAACUUCCAGACCCAGCUGAAGCAGAAGACCCAGGAGAUCCAGCAGAACCUGGCUCCAUACGGAGAGGAGCUGAAGGACAAGCUGGACACCGACGUCCAGAACCUGAAGAAGCAGCUGGCUGCUCUGUGGGAGUCCUUCACUCAGCUGACCCAGUAAACAGACCGUCUGCUGCUCAGACCUCCACAGAAGAUAUUUAUUCAAACUUUAACCAGUGUUAAUUUUAUUAAAUAAAAACUUGAUGAUGAAGUUCUGUGUCGCAGGGUCGUGUUGUUUUACACACAGUUUGUAAUUAAAAGCUUCACCACAAAUCUACCAUGAUGAAAACCGACUCACACAAAGGAAAAAAUAUACAUUCACACACUAGUUCUUCCCAUAAUGCACUGCAGCACCAUGUCUCCCUCGUGCUUGAACAGACACUCGACUGAAACCUGGUUUAACUCAGGACCCUGUUCAGAGACACGAGCUGAUGCUAAAACAAAAACAACAGACUCUGAAACAGGAAGUGAAUUUAGUGGAAAGUCUCUCA